AUGGCUCGUAUCUUGGCCACCCUCGCCGUGCUUUUCGCCAUUGGGUUUGCCCAGGACGCACCCGCCGCGGAGUCCUCCGAAACCCCGGAGGAUUCGCCCAGUGCCGACGUGGCGGCACCCAUCGACAUCCCGGAGGCACCGGCCCCAGAGGAACCCAUCGCCGCCGCCCCAGUGGAACCUGAAGCCCCGGAGCCUGAGCCGGUGGUGGCUGCACCCAUCGCCACCCAGCCACCCCCAGUGGCACCGGCUGCGCCCAUUGCCACGCCAGCACCAGUGGCACCAGUGGCGCCAGUUGCACCUGCGGCACCUGCAGCGCCAGUUUCCGGCAAUCCAGCUGUGGUGGAAAUCCCAGAGGCUCCCGAAGGCUUGGAAGGCGACAAUCUCAUCACAUAUCACCGUGAAGCUUACUUGAGUGCUUUGGCAUCUGCAAACAUCAUCGGCUCCAAGGGCUGCUGGCUCUAUGGGGACUACAUCAACGGCGUGCCCAAUAUCCGUGACCCCGUGAACUGCGCCCGCGCAUGCGAGAGUGAUGAGAAGUGCUACCACUGGAACUUCCAGGUCAUGUCCAAGCGCUGCGACUUUAAAGCUGAGAAUGGCGGCGUGAACCGCGACAUCAGUGACUGGAUCACCGGUGAUGCUGUCCGCUACCUGACUGCUCCACCCAUUGUGCCCUGA
Molecule: messenger RNA, 675 nt
Organism: Cladocopium goreaui
Lineage: Eukaryota; Dinophyceae; Suessiales; Symbiodiniaceae
Source: the annotation of a GenBank genome assembly